Molecule: messenger RNA, 1990 nt
Organism: Theobroma cacao (cacao)
Lineage: Eukaryota; Viridiplantae; Streptophyta; Magnoliopsida; Malvales; Malvaceae
Product: peroxisomal (S)-2-hydroxyacid oxidase GLO4-like
Molecular function (GO): FMN binding; oxidoreductase activity
Source: RefSeq, a predicted model, not a curated record
UCACUCAUAUUAAUAUAACUAUCAAACAGAAGGUGACACCAUAAGUCGAGACAAGAGGACAUGGCCUGGCUACUGAACGGGGAAAGAUUCCUUGAAAUUUUAGCCAAUUCGAUUGACCAGAAAACAGGAAAAAUAUACCUCUUACAUGGUGGCAGAGGUUGCAAAAUUAAAGACGGCACCAGUUUUUUCCGCAUAAACAUUUUGUUUUCAGAUUUGCAUAACACAGAAUUCAUUUCAAAGUUAGAAAUUAUUGCACAGAACCUGCUCUAUCAUUCACAUAACAUAAGAAUUCUGGAGUGGCUUUCUGCUCUCAUAGUCAAGCACUUUACAAUUGUCCUCAUACAUCGUGCUAUAUAUCGUCCUGCGAAUCAGAUAUUUGAGGGUUGCCAAGAAUAAUUAGCUCAUAUUGCUAUACACAUCGGCUAAUGUCUACUUGUCUGUACCGGAAUCUUGCCACAGCUCCCCAACACCCAUCUGUCAAUGAAUAAAAUUAUACACAUCAUUUGCAAAUUCUCUUUAAUUUAGUUCUGGAGUGUAGUUCUGGAGCACCUUUGCCAAUUUUCAUGCAAAACUGUUAGAAGCCCCAAAACGGGAUUUGCCUAUCAAAGUUAUUCUUGCAACAUAGGAUAUGGCAGCAGAACCUGUUAAUGUCAAUGGAUUUCGAGAAUUAGCAAGGCAAGCCCUUCCAAAAAUGUACUAUGAUUUCUUCGCUGGAGGAGCAGAGGAUCAAUAUACCUUAAAAGAGAAUGAGGAAGCAUUUCAUAGAAUCACUAUUCAGCCUAGAGUUCUUCUAGAUGUGAGCAGCAUUGAUUUAUCAACUACGGUAUUAGGUUACAAUAUCUCCAUGCCAGUUAUGAUUGCUCCAACUUCUAGGCAUAAGCUGGCAAACCCUUCAGGAGAGAUUGCCACAGCCAGAGCAGCAUCUGCAUGUAACACGAUAAUGGUUCUAUCUAUUUCAUCUACCUGUACUUUGGAGGAAGUAGCUGUCUGCUGCAAUGCUGUUCGCUUCUUCCAGUUAUAUGUGUAUAAGAGGCGGGAUAUAUCAGCUAAGCUGGUGCAAAGAGCUGAAAAUAAUGGAUAUAAGGCAAUUGUCGUAACCGGUGAUUCUCCAAGACAUGGUCGCAGGGAGGCAGACAUUAAGAACAAGAUCAUUGUACCUGAACUGAAGAACCUGGAGGGUCUAUUAUCAACUAACAUUGUCACUGAUGGAGGUUCAAAUCUAGAUGCACUGGUCAAUUGGACCCGUGAUCCUUCUUUUUGUUGGGAGGACAUCGGAUGGUUGAAAUCUAUUACAAAAUUGCCAAUUCUGAUCAAAGGGGUACUCACUCAAGAAGAUGCAAUGAAGGCGCUGGAAGUAGGUGUUGAUGCGAUUAUUGUCUCCAAUCACGGAGCUCGCCAGCUGGAUUAUAGUCCUCCCACCAUAUCUGUUCUGGAAGAGGUUGUUCAUGCUGUUGAUGGAAAAGUUCCAGUUUUCCUUGAUGGAGGAGUGCGGCGAGGAACAGAUAUUUUCAAGGCAAUGGCUCUUGGUGCACAAGCUGUCCUAGUUGGAAGGCCAGUUAUCUAUGGACUUGCAGCCAAGGGGGAAUACGGAGUCAGACGAGUCCUUGAAAUGCUUAAGGAUGAGCUUGAACUCGCUAUGUCCCUUUCUGGUUGUUCUAGUGUGAAGGAAAUUACCAGGAGUCAUGUCAGAACCAAACAUGAUCACAUCCUCUCAAUGCUUUAAUACUCAUCCAGAAGAAACGAAUGUCCUGCACAUGGACUGUGCCAAUAAUUUUUAACAGGCAUCAAAUAAGUGGAAUCCUUGCCUUAACAAGGUUGCUACUAAGAAUGAAAACAUUGUAGUCUUCCAAUUCCUGAAGUGGAAGGACGCCGAAGUUCCGUUUCUAACAUUAUUUUGUUUGAGACUAUUGACUAUUCAUAAAUAAUACGAGAUGUAAUAAAUAAUAAUUUUAUGAUAUAAAUAUAUGUGUGUAUGUUUAUUGUGUUAUGA